AUGGCGCCGCCCUCUGUCGUCAUCAGCCCACGUCAGCGGGGGAGGGAGGAAGAUGGCGGCGGCGGGACAACGACGACGACGACGACGACGGCCGGGGCCCUGCGGCGGGAGCUCAGCUGCUCCGUCUGCCUCGAGCUCUUCCGCAGCCCCGUCAUCCUGGGCUGCGGGCACAGCUUCUGCCGCGCCUGCAUCGGCCGCGUGUGGGGAGAGCCGGGAGCGGCAGCGGCGGCUGGCGGCGGCGGCGGCGGGGCCGGAUAUGGGCGGGGGUCGAGGCGCCGGCCGCGGGCGGGAGUUACUCGGUGUCCGCAGUGUCGUCAGACCUUCCCAGCUCAAAGCUUCACCAAGAACUUCCUGGCUGCCAACCUGGUGGAGCGGCUGCGGGAGGCGAAGCCCGUUCCCCGCACGCCCAGCGUGGCGUGGCCGAGGCAGUGCCGCGAGCACGACAAGCCCCUCACCGUCUACUGCGCCACGGACCAGCAGCUCAUCUGUGACCUGUGUAGGACGUCCAAGGCACACCGGAGUUGCGAUAUUCUACUCGUUCAGGAACUAACUGAAGAGUACCCGAAGAAGAGAAGGAAAGAACUGAAGGAGAAGAUCGAGAAGGAGUUUGCGAAACUGAUCGAGUUUCUGAUCGAGCAGCGGGAGAUGCUGCUGAUGCAGUUGGAGGAGGAGGAGAAGGUGGCGUUGGCUGAGAUGGAGGCCGGGGAGAUGGACCUGGCGGCCACCAUCGUGGAGCUGGAGAAAUCCAUCGCCUACAUCCAGAGCAAGCUGCGCAAGUCCGUCUCCCUGGAGGAAAUGCUGGACACAAUUUCUCAGCCUAUUCCGCGGCUGGGCAAGACCACCCUGAUGAAGUUGAACCCACGAUGGGAGACAUUCACCGGACCCCUGCAACUGAUCGUUUGGAAACGGAUGCAGGAUGUCAUAAGCCCAGUGCCGGAGAACCUGCGCUUCAACACGGCCAGUGCCCACCCCAACCUGCGCUUCAACGGCGACUGCACCUCGGUGGAGUCCUCGUCGUCCCGGGGCCCCGCGGCCGACAACCCCAAGCGUUUCGGCUCCUUCCACGCCGUGCUGGCCACCGCCCGCUUCUCCUCGGGCCGCCACUACUGGGAGGUGGAGGUGGGCUCGUCGCCGGCCUGGUACCUGGGCCUGACCUGCGUGCACUCCGCCCGCAAGGGCUACGUCAAACUGCGGCCCUCCAAGGGCUACUGGAGCAUCUGCAAGCUGCUGCUCUACCUGAUGAACAACGAGCGCCAGAGACCCCUGCACGUGGCCUCCGCCCUCUCCCGGGUGGGGGUCUACCUCGACUUCGAGGCCGGCCUGGUCUCCUUCUACGAUGCGUGCGGCAUGGCCCUCCUCUGUACCUUCAGCACCGCCUUCCGCUGUCCCGUGGUGCCAUUCUUCAGCCCCAGCCGUGGGGUGGACAGCAUUCUGAAGCUGCGGCACUUCUGAAACUCCCUCAACCUC
Messenger RNA from Leucoraja erinaceus (little skate), 1467 nucleotides. RefSeq names its product nuclear factor 7, ovary-like. Lineage: Eukaryota; Metazoa; Chordata; Chondrichthyes; Rajiformes; Rajidae. The record is from RefSeq and is a predicted model, not a curated record. Gene Ontology annotation, molecular function: protein binding; zinc ion binding.